Lottia gigantea (owl limpet) is the source of this 669-nucleotide messenger RNA. RefSeq lists its product as hypothetical. The coding region runs from base 1 to 669 and encodes 222 amino acids. The record is from RefSeq and is a predicted model, not a curated record. The transcript has a single exon. NCBI's taxonomy places the organism in Eukaryota, Metazoa, Mollusca, Gastropoda, Lottiidae.
AUGAUAAUUUUGCAUACUGUUUUCAUACUGUUAUCAUACUGUUUUCAUACGGUUUUCAUACUGUUAUCAUACUGUUAUCAUACUGUUUUCAUACUGUUAUCAUACUGUUAUCAUACUGUUAUCAUACUGUUAUCAUACUGUUUUCAUACUGUUUUCAUACUGUUUUCAUACUGUUAUCAUACUGUUUUCAUACUGUUUUCAUACUGUUAUCAUACUGUUAUCAUACUGUUAUCAUACUGUUAUCAUACUGUUAUCAUACUGUUUUCAUACAGUUUUCAUACUGUUUUCAUACUGUUAUCAUACUGUUAUCAUACUGUUAUCAUACUGUUAUCAUACUGUUUUCAUACUGUUAUCAUACUGUUUACAUACUGUUUUCAUACUGUUAUCAUACUGUUAUCAUACUGUUUUCAUACUGUUUUCAUACUGUUUUCAUACUGUUUUCAUACUGUUAUCAUACUGUUUACAUACUGUUUUCAUACUGUUUUCAUACUGUUUUCAUACUGUUAUCAUACUGUUAUCAUACUGUUAUCAUACUGUUUUCAUACUGUUUUCAUACUGUUAUCAUACUGUUAUCAUACUGUUAUCAUACUGUUUUCAUACUGUUUUCAUACUGUUUUCAUACGUUUGCUAGAUUUUGAAUUACAGAUUACAAUUAAGACAGACAUGUAA